AUGUUGCACCAAGGCUGUGUAGAGAAAGGGACUAGAAAAGAGGAGGUCAGCGCCGGGGCCGGGGAACCGCCCGCCACGCCCGCCGGGCUGGGUGCCGGAGGAGACCGCGUCUGCUUCAACUUGGGCCGCGAGCUCUAUUUCUACCCCGGCUGCUGCCGCCGCGGGAGCCAACGGUCCAUUGACCUCAACAAGCCAAUCGACAAGCGGAUCUAUAAGGGCACUCAGCCCACCUGCCAUGACUUCAACCAGUUCACUGCUGCCACGGAGACCAUCUCCCUGCUGGUGGGGUUCUCAGCCGGCCAGGUGCAGUACCUGGACCUCAUCAAGAAGGACACCAGCAAGCUAUUCAAUGAGGAGCGGCUGAUCGACAAGACCAAGGUGACCCACCUGAAGUGGCUGCCCGAGUCGGAGAGUCUGUUCCUGGCCUCCCACGCCAGCGGUCACCUGUACCUGUACAACGUCAGCCACCCCUGCGCCUCGGCCCCGCCCCAGUACAGCCUGCUGAAGCAGGGCGAGGGCUUCGCCGUCUAUGCCGCCAAGAGCAAGGCCCCUCGCAACCCGCUGGCCAAGUGGGCGGUGGGCGAGGGCCCCCUCAACGAGUUCGCCUUCUCACCCGACGGCAGGCACCUGGCCUGCGUCAGCCAGGACGGCUGCCUGCGCGUCUUCCACUUCGACUCCAUGCUCCUGCGGGGGCUCAUGAAGAGCUACUUUGGGGGCCUGCUGUGCGUGUGCUGGAGCCCAGAUGGCCGCUAUGUCGUCACCGGGGGCGAGGACGACCUGGUCACUGUGUGGUCCUUCACCGAGGGCCGUGUGGUGGCCCGCGGCCACGGCCACAAGUCCUGGGUCAAUGCCGUGGCCUUUGAUCCCUACACCACAAGGUCGGAGGAGGCGGCCACCGCAGGCGAUGGGGACCGGAGCGGCGAGGAGGAGGAGGAGCCUGACGCUGGGGGCCCCAGCCCGGCUGGGGGAGCCCCCUUGUCCCCGCUGCCCAAAGCCGGCCCCAUCACCUACCGCUUCGGCUCGGCCGGCCAGGACACCCAGUUCUGCCUGUGGGACCUCACCGAAGACGUGCUUUACCCCCACCCGCCCCUGGCCCGCACCCGCACCCUCCCCGGCGGCAGCGGCGGGGACAAGCCGAGCGGCCCCGCCCCACGCAGCCGGCUGGACCCGGCCAAGGUGCUGGGCACGGCGCUGUGCCCGCGCAUCCACGAGGUGCCGCUGCUCGAGCCCCUGGUGUGCAAGAAGAUCGCCCAGGAGCGGCUCACGGUCCUCCUCUUCCUGGAGGACUGCAUCAUCACCGCCUGCCAGGAGGGCCUCAUCUGCACCUGGGCCCGGCCGGGCAAGGCGUUCACAGACGAGGAGGCCGAGGCCCAGACAGGGGAAGGAAGUUGGCCCAGGUCACCCAGCAAGUCAGUGGUAGAGGGCCUCUCCUCCCAGCCCAGCAACUCCCCGAGCGGCACAGUGGUGUGAAGCCAUGGAUGUCGGGGUCCCCCUCUGUUCCCCGCCUCCUAGCCAUAAUCCUCCCGCUGACCUCGCGGAUCAACGUAUUAACAAGACUAACCAUGACGGAUGGACUGCUCCAGUCCCUUGCCCUGCACAAUUUUGGGGAUCACGGGGUCCCCCAGACUGGCCCAGCAUUUGGGGGGAUGUAGUGGCCCGUGUGGCCUCAGCCUUGUCCCCACCCACUGCCAAGUCCAAUGACCCCCUUCCUCUGAAAGUGUUCGCCUCAUCCCUGUACCCAGCAUGUGACUGGUCACUCCUGGGGGAGAUGCCCCCACCCAAGCUCUGCAAUGUGCCCCUCGGCCUUUGGGCAGGGCAGGGGUGGCCCACCCCUCCCCUGGCCCCCACGCUGCCCGUGCUGUCGUUUGUGCUUUUGAAGAGUGUUAAAUUAUGGAAGCCCCUCGGGGGCCCUCCCUGUCCCCCGGGACCUCUUAUUUAUACUAAAGUUCCCUGUUUUCA
Suricata suricatta (meerkat) is the source of this 1959-nucleotide messenger RNA. RefSeq names its product DM1 locus, WD repeat containing (gene DMWD). Gene Ontology annotation, molecular function: protein binding. The record is from RefSeq and is a predicted model, not a curated record. NCBI's taxonomy places the organism in Eukaryota, Metazoa, Chordata, Mammalia, Carnivora, Herpestidae. The transcript is spliced from 7 exons. The coding region runs from base 1 to 1470 and encodes 489 amino acids.